GAAAUCAUCACCCGGAAGUUAUUUUGGCCAAUAGUUGCAGCAAGAUGGCGGCGUUCAUGAGGACGUCUCUUGUGUCUCUUUGCAGUAAAACAUGCUACACUUUGAAGAAGGCCGAGGUGCUGCUGGAUGUAAGACAUGCUGCCCCGCUUUUCUUACCAGUCCGAACCGUGAAGUCGGUCAAACGUCUUUAUAGAACAAUGGGGAAGAAGUCGAAGAAGGGGAAAGAGGGAUUCGUCAUACGACAGCAGUACAUUGAGAGGCCCAUUAAUAUUACCUGCACAGGGGGAAUCUUUGACCCUUACAUCCCUCCUGAAGGAGAUGCUCGUCUGUCCUCUCUGUCUAAAGAAGGCCUGAAACAACGAACUGAACAGAUCCGACAGAGUGCCGCCUCACUGCUGAUGGUUCGUAAAAUCAAACAGUAUGACCCCCAGUUCAAUCCAAAGACUUUUGGAGAAGAAGCUCAAAAUAUCUUCAUUGAGGCUCACAACUCCCUGGCAAAUUUUGACAAGGUGAAGCUUCACUCCCUGGUUACAGAGAGGUGUUAUCCUGAAAUGAUAUGGAACAACCGUUACAAGACCAUCCGCUGGAGAUUUGUUGAGUCUCUGGAACCUCCCCGAGUGGUUCACGUUCGCUGCACUGACAUGGUCUCUAAAGAUAACUUAUACGGGCAGGUGACGGUCCGAAUGCACUCCAGACAGAUUCUGGCCAUCUAUGACCGCUUUGGGAGACUGAUGCUGGGCGGCGAGGACCAGCCAAAGGAUGUCUUGGAGUACGUGGUCAUAGAGCGGCAACUUCACAACCCCUACGGCAGUUGGAGGCUACAUGGGAAAAUUGUGCCUUCCUGGGCACCAGCUAAAGAACCAAUUAUUAAGACGAUUGCCUUUCCUGGUCCACGCCUGGAGCCAUGGGAAGAGUUUGAGCCCCAGGACAAGGAAGUUCCCAAACCAGCAGUUUAGUGGUAUAAGUAGGCCACCAGGGGGUAGUGUCCACUUUAUGAAGCCACAGCAGGACCUCUUUAUCAACAGUAAUAUUAAAGUUUCUUCUGAUUGUUACAA
This is a messenger RNA of Austrofundulus limnaeus, 1055 nucleotides long. RefSeq names its product mitochondrial ribosomal protein L45 (gene mrpl45). NCBI's taxonomy places the organism in Eukaryota, Metazoa, Chordata, Actinopteri, Cyprinodontiformes, Rivulidae. The transcript has 8 exons. Gene Ontology annotation, cellular component: mitochondrion. Bases 45 to 956 code for a protein of 303 amino acids. The record is from RefSeq and is a predicted model, not a curated record.